AUGUCAGAAGAUUCAGAAAAGGAAGAUUAUUCAGACAGAACAAUCAGUGAAGAAGAUGAAUCAGAUGAGGAUACAUUCAUGAAAUUUGUAAGUGAAGAUAUUCAUCAGUGUGCACUUUUAACAGCUGACUCUAUUGGUGACACCUUCUUCCCCCGGACUACACAGAUACUAUUGGAAUAUCAGCUAGGGAGAUGGGUGCCACGUCUUCGUGAACCACGAGAUUUAUAUGGUGUCUCUUCUUCUGGUCCACUGAGCCCAACACGGUGGCCAUACCACUGUGAGGUCAUUGAUGAAAAAGUCCAGCAUAUUG
This is a messenger RNA of Propithecus coquereli (Coquerel's sifaka), 310 nucleotides long. Its product is annotated as cytosolic carboxypeptidase 3-like. The annotation marks the transcript as partial. The transcript has 3 exons. The record is from RefSeq and is a predicted model, not a curated record. NCBI's taxonomy places the organism in Eukaryota, Metazoa, Chordata, Mammalia, Primates, Indriidae.